AUGUUGGCACUGCCGAACAUUGCCGAUCUGCGCAUGCAGCAGCAGAUCGCCCACGAGAUUUAUCGCCAGCAAAUUAUGCAACGCCUGCCAGAUCCACUGUGCGGCUUAUUGCCCAAUUUCGGCACACAUUUUGUGGCACCACCAGCACCGAUGCAACCCUCACUGCCGGGCGUGGAGGCUAAGCUGGAGAACAAUGAAUUGUGGCAGCAGUUCCAUCACAUUGGCACCGAAAUGAUCAUCACAAAGAGUGGAAGACGCAUGUUUCCCUCGAUGCGCGUAUCGCUGAGCGGCCUGGAGGAGGAGGCCAGCUAUUGCGUGCUGCUGGAAAUGGUGCCCAUUGGCGACUGCCGCUACAAGUUCUCCGGCUCACAGUGGGUGCCAGCUGGCGGUGCCGAGCCGCAGAGUCCGCAGCGCAUGUUUCUGCACCCGGAUAGUCCGGCGACGGGCAAGCACUGGCAGUCACAGGCGAUGCUCUUCAGCAAAGUAAAGCUUACCAACAAUACGCUGGACAACAAUGGACAUAUUGUCUUGGCCAGCAUGCACAAGUAUCAGCCCCGUUUGCACGUCAUACGCACCGCUGACCUGACGCAGAUACCCUGGGCUCCACAGCAGGCCUACGUCUUUCCCGAAACGGAGUUUAUAGCUGUGACUGCCUAUCAGAAUGAUCGCAUCACGAAGCUGAAGAUCGACAACAAUCCCUUUGCCAAGGGCUUUCGUGAGUCGGGUCAAUCGCGCUGCAAGCGCAAGCUUAGCGAGUCUCCUCCUGCAACUGCUCAGGCAAGCACAGAAGGAACACGAACUGCCAGCGAUAUGGAACGCACAUUUUCGCCGUCGGGUAAACGCAUGCGUCUGACCGAUGAGCUGUCCAUGCCGCACCAGCAGCCCUCUGGUCUACUAGUGCCGCGCCAUUAUCUGCUGGAUACACUUGAGGCCAAUCUCUUUCUGUCAGCGCCACCGCCGGGCCUGGCAUCCAUUCAAUAUGCCAGACACAUCGCCAGCUAUCCAAGUUGGGCGCACUCGCCGCCAUCGCCCGACUCAUCGUGCGCCUCCUCCAGCUGCGACUCAGCCGCGGAGCCAGAGACCGAUACCUUUGUAGACGUUGUGGGCACCACGACCAGCACAGCUGAGCCCGACCUGGAACCCGAAUCGAUUAGCCGAAUCGCUGUUAUUGCCAAAGCUGCCGCAGCAGCUGCCGUUUUGCCAAAGCCCAAGCGCAGCAGCUUCAGCAUCUUGGACAUAUUAGGAACGAGCGUCUCGAUUUAGCUGCCGUGCGGGGCAGCAGUUGCUGCUCCCAUUUCAGUUGUUGCUCCUAAGUGCCUUAUACAUUUAAUUAGCGUUUAGUUGCCAGCGUCGUCUGCGGCGUAGUCAGUAAGUUAAAUUGUGAUAUUUUGCAGUU
Molecule: messenger RNA, 1396 nt
Organism: Drosophila novamexicana
Lineage: Eukaryota; Metazoa; Arthropoda; Insecta; Diptera; Drosophilidae
Product: T-box transcription factor TBX6
Exons: 5
Coding region: 1-1263 (420 amino acids)
Biological process (GO): regulation of transcription by RNA polymerase II; heart development; cell fate specification
Cellular component (GO): nucleus
Molecular function (GO): RNA polymerase II cis-regulatory region sequence-specific DNA binding; DNA-binding transcription factor activity, RNA polymerase II-specific
Source: RefSeq, a predicted model, not a curated record